Messenger RNA from Ostreococcus lucimarinus CCE9901, 451 nucleotides. RefSeq lists its product with no specific name. The transcript has a single exon. The record is from RefSeq and is a predicted model, not a curated record. Bases 296 to 451 code for a protein of 51 amino acids. Lineage: Eukaryota; Viridiplantae; Chlorophyta; Mamiellophyceae; Mamiellales; Bathycoccaceae.
UGCGGCGCGAACGAUGCGAGCGCGCGGAACGAAUGCACGACGCGGUGACCAUCGAUGCAUCGGCGCGCGCGCGCGGACGGCGCGUCGAUCGCGCGUGCAGCGCGCGCGAACCGAGCGCGCGCGAUUAGGGUCACGGUGCAGCGCGAUGUCGUCGACUGCGUGCGGGCGCGCGCGCGGGCGCGAGCGCGGGUGGUGCAGACGACGACGGCGCUGGGUGAAAAGUAUUUCGUUCGCGCGGCGCGAUCGGUGACUGACGACGUGUGAACGCGUGAAAACGCGUGUUUCGCGAGCAGCCAUGGUGACCCCGCUCAUCAAGCACAAGAUCGUCAAGAAGCGAACGAAGACGUUCAAGAAGUACCAGUCGGAUCGGUACAAGCGCAUCGCGAACGUACGUGAUAGAAAACGAUGCGAAAUAUUCGAAUGGCGUCGACGCGCGCGGCGAGAGCGAUGA